Molecule: messenger RNA, 4130 nt
Organism: Chelmon rostratus (copperband butterflyfish)
Lineage: Eukaryota; Metazoa; Chordata; Actinopteri; Chaetodontiformes; Chaetodontidae
Product: zinc finger and SCAN domain-containing protein 12
Exons: 7
Coding region: 162-2513 (783 amino acids)
Biological process (GO): regulation of transcription by RNA polymerase II
Molecular function (GO): RNA polymerase II cis-regulatory region sequence-specific DNA binding; DNA-binding transcription factor activity
Source: RefSeq, a predicted model, not a curated record
CGCUGCACAGCGGUCGCCAUUAUUCUUCCUGGCUUGACGGUCGGAAGAAAGACGGUUAAAUACUUUUAAACAUAAUAUUCUGUGGUAAAGUGCAACAUUGACAGCCUAUUUGUGCAGCCGGUUGAUUCACUCAUGAAUUAGGGACCCAUCGUGAGGACAGAAUGGAGAAACGAUCCGGUACUACAGGUGUUGGAGGUGCCCUUCCCCUGGCCUCCCUUCGUUUGAUGGCCUCCCCACUGCAGCUGACAUACUCAUAUAUAUGGCAGGUCAUACGGCAGAGGAACGUGAAGCUGUACGGGAAAGUGGAGGAGUUUGUCACCAUGGUGACGCAGACCGUUCCUGAGCUCCUGAGUUUCAAGCAGACUGCCCAGCUCGUCUUGGGGUUGAGAGCAAGGAUCAUUUUGGAUUUACUUCACAAAGAGGGCCCACCCGAUGCCAGGGCUAUUCAAACGCUCAUAAAUAAGUUGAAGGUGUCUGCAUCUUCAGGGAAGGACUCAGAAGUGGAGAAAUCUCAAACAAACUUCAUGGUGCUGGUCCAGAAUCUGCUUAAAAACCCUGCAGAGAGGAAGCGCUUCUUCCAGGAAGUGUUCCCUGUUCAGUAUGGCACAAAGUUUGACACAGCGCUGCAGGCUCUGACUGCAGGUCUGGUGUGCAAACUGGAGCAACUUCUUCCUGUUCCCAAUCUCUCGCAGCUUGGUACCAUGAUCUCAACGGAGCCCACUGUCCUGGAGGCGUGUGGAGGCUUCAUCCCUGAAUCCAGCGACCUGAAGACUCUCCUCCUCCACCAGCAGGCCAAGGGACUCCUCGGUGUUAAGGCGACCAUCUCGUCCUCGGUGGGCGACUGCGUGCUCUCUUCGCUCGCCUUCCGUUCCAAACCAGCCGAGCCACCAGCACGGCCAGAAUCACCAAAGCAAUUAAAGGUCACCCUCAGUGAAACGAGCCCAGCUUCUCUCAGUGACGCAGAAGACUUGGGAGUGAUGUCAGAUGAGUCCGACAGCCCAGCAGCCCCUGCUACUGGACCGCAGAGAAGAGGGCGAUACACUCAGAAAACAGCUGAUGCCAGUGCUGCCAAAGAAAAGAGCACGACAACAAGACAGACAGCUCAGACAGAGAAUUUGGUGCAGGAGAAGAGUUGCACACAAGAACAGCCUGCCACAACUCAGCAAAACAGAGAUGAAAAUGAAGCACCAGCAGGACCAGAGAAACCAGAUGUACAGCGGGAGGUGCCCCUGAAAUCAAUCCCCUUCAGGGUAGUUCAGAUGGCGAUCAAAAGUCCUUCCACCAUACAGAAUGCAGGCAAUGCUGCCCCAAAAGACGGCCAAAAGCCCCAGACUCAGCGAGUCACAUUACAUCAGUGGGUGUCACAGAUUGCCACUAACUCGCUCUCACUCCCAGUCCUGCCGCCCCUUCCUCCACCCAGGUUGAGCACAGGGGAUGACAUGACGCCAAGCAUCAGAAGAAAAAAGCAAAUUAGGCCUCCAGCUGACAGAUUCAAUUGCGGUGUGUGCGACAAGAGCUUCCCUUACCAGUCCAAGCUAAUGGACCACGAGCGCAUUCAUACCGGAGAGAAGCCGUUCAUUUGCACAGCGUGCAACAAAAGCUUCCGAACGCAGGCCUUCCUCAACAACCACCUGAAGACCCACAGCACCAUGCGCCCUUACGCCUGUGGCCAGUGCGGCAAGUGUUUCACCAAAUUGCAGAGCUUGACGAAGCACAUGCUGGCCCACAGCGGCCAAAAGCCCUUCUACUGCAACAUCUGCAACAAGGGCUUCACCCAGUCCACCUACUUCAAAAGACACAUGGAGUGCCACACGAGCCAGAUGACGUUCCCCUGCAAGCACUGCACGAAAAGCUUCCCAACAGCAUUCAAGCUGUCCAACCACGAGCGCUGGCACACCAGAGAUCGCCCUCACAUGUGCGAGCGUUGCGGGAAGAGAUUCCUCGUCCCCAGCCUGUUGAAGAGACACAUGGGCUACCACAUCGGCGACCGCCAGUAUCUCUGCUCCCAGUGCGGAAAGACCUUUGUCUAUUUGUCUGACCUGAAGAGGCACCAGCAAGACCACGUGCCCAAAGCUAAGAUCCCGUGCCCCAUUUGCCAGAAGAAGUUCUCGAGCAAGUACUGCCUGAGGGUUCACCUGAGGAUCCACACCAGAGAGAGACCCUACCGGUGCUCCAUAUGCGAGAAGAGCUUCACUCAGGUCGGGAAUUUGAAGGUCCACAUCAGGUUACACACCAACGAGCGCCCGUUCAGCUGCGACGUGUGCGGGAAGACGUACAAGCUGGCGUCCCAUCUGAACGUCCACAAAAGGACUCACACGUGCAAGAAGCCCUGGACGUGUGACACCUGCGGGAAGGGAUUCUCCGUCCCUGGCCUCCUGAAGAAGCACGAGCAGCUGCAUACGAGGGACGCUAACCCUGACUUCUCUGGUAAACGGAGACACAGGGGUAAGCACAAGAAGCACUCCCUCAAGAGGAAGUAUGAUGAGGAAGACGAGGGUAGCGAUGAUUAUUAAUCAAAGAAACAUUUUGUAAUCAAUAAGGAUGCUCUGAGUAGAGGUUUCAGGGCUGAUGCUGAUCACUCGUAGCAGUUUAUCACCCACAAUUAAAAUCGGCUUAUUCAGAAAACGACUGCGUAAGAGAUCCUUUGAAAGGUGUAGUUUUUAAAGUUUUCAAGUUUUUUCAAACCUUGUGAUGGGGGUCAAGUCAACCAGUAGUGAAAGCACAUUUUGAAUGAUGUUAUUUUUUUCUGAUCAGCAAAUUUAAAGACUAUCAAUUUGAGUUAGGGUGGGUAUUGGUUGGCUCCAGUUGUCGUAACUAGGUCAUGUGACAAACUGAAGUUCCCCUAAGCUCUUUUGCAAGAGCUGCGAGGGUGGCUUUACAGAAAUUUGAUCAUUUUCUGAUCUCUUUUGGAGCUAAACGCUGGUAAUUAUUUUAGUUACAAAAAACUUAUGGUGGGUUGAAGAAAUGCUAUUUUCCAAAUAUUGUGCUUUUCAAGAGGCUACCUAAAUAUAGCCAACAUUUGAGAGAAGCGCAUCAUGCAAACGAUAGGAUAAAAGUACUUUCUUGUGACUGUAGAUAAUUUUCUAUAAUAAUGUAAUAAAACUUUGUAGUGUGUCCAUCGAACCCUCAAGGUUAAGACUUGGACGUUUUGAGUGUAGCCCCGAAUAUUAAUGUUCAAUGUAAGCCUACUGCCAGAUUGACAAUUCUCUGCUAACCUUUUCCUCUACUUCCUCUACCGAUCGCAUUUACCAUUGCUGUGCUGCUCGCUGCCUCGCUCGCUCAACAACACACACCCAACAACGUUCUUUAAAGGAGCUACGCUGCAGCACCACACUGCAUGAACCGUAUCGGAUGGGCGUGAGAGUGGGUGAAAGGAACGCUUUUAAUGUUCCCAUAAACUAACCUCAACAUCAAUACGUUCAGCUGUUUUUCCCGCUCCAGUCAAGAGAGGUUUGAUAAAAGCAGUUGUGGUGUAUUUUGUUUCUGCUCAGAGCAAAUAUUAGUCACUAACAGCUGCUGAUAUUUUUAACAUCACAAGUGAUAAUCUGGAAAAUAAACAGUUUUUGGAAGGACACAUAAUUUUUCAAUGUUUAAGACAAGUACUUGUAAAUAAGGUGCCAUAAACAAAAGCAUCAGGGCUUGUUUAUAAGAAUAUACAGUAUAUGUACUCUCUGGGGGCUCUGCAGAGGUCUCCCCCACAUGUCCUCAGAUCUUAGAACUGCCCCUGAUAGUGUUACUAGGAAAUAUUUUAUCUUUGUUCCUGUAUAAUUGUGGAAAUUGCAGUGAUUCAAAACUACUUUUACCACGCUCUUUUUUUAUGUAAAAAUGAACAACAACAACAAAAAAACAUUACCCUGCUUUUGUUUUAGAGUAAAAAUAGUCUGAUUUGUAGUAGGAUUUCACUUUUUACCAGCAGUAGACACAGUAUUGUCCUCUAACGGUGUUGAAUUAACACAAGAAAACACUGAGAUAUUUAAUUUAGGGUGGACAUAAUAAACAUGGAAAUGUGUGAUGAGGUUGUGCUUGUCUUUCCAAUUACUUAUCCUACUGUGAGCAGCCGUGUAUAUAAGCCAUUAAGUACUUGUUCUCAAUAUCUCUUGUUUUUGAUUUUUGCAAUAAAAGAAAUACUC